UUUACAGUGUGGUAAACCAAAUGAAGCAGGACAGUGUCCAGAAUGUAAUUUGCCAAUUGGAGGGAAAAAGGGAGGAAAUAAUCAAUUACAAGAAGGAAACAAACUUGCAAACAUGGUUGACACAACAUCCACAGGUCAUGUACUCGGAAACCCACAGUGGCAACAUGGCAACCAGAUAGUGUGUGAAAGAACAAUGAAUUGCAUGGAAACGGCCAUCGUCCGCUUCUUGUUGCACGCUAGCAUGCUACUAGGAACAGAAUGCCAACAUGGGCCACAG
This is a messenger RNA of Anneissia japonica, 277 nucleotides long. Its product is annotated as E3 ubiquitin-protein ligase rnf213-alpha-like. The record is from RefSeq and is a predicted model, not a curated record. NCBI's taxonomy places the organism in Eukaryota, Metazoa, Echinodermata, Crinoidea, Comatulida, Comatulidae.